AUGGAUAAAAACUAUUUGCAAUCUAUCAUUGACGGACUUAAAUCUUCCUCGUCUAGUCGAAUUCAGGAUUCUCUUACAAAAAUUCGGUCUUCCGUUAUAACAUCCGAAAAAGGAACAAGGCUUUUUCGCGAGUGUGGAGGAUUAGAAUGUCUAAUACCGCAUUUACGAAAACCUAAUGAACGCAUUCUUGAUGUUACAUUAAGUAUUCUAGGCAAUAUUUGCCUCGAUGAAAAGUGCAGCCUAGCGGUUGGAAAACUAAAUACGUUUGGCCCACUUGUAUGCAUUCUAAAUACUGUAUGUAGAGACAGUAUUCUUGGGAGAGCUUGUAAGAUGGUUGGUAAUUUGGCACAAUCAAAGUCUAAUGCAGAAAAUUUGCAUAAUCAUGGAAUUGUAAAAGCUUUGGUUUCUCUCAUAGAAAGCAGGGAUAAAAGUACAUCAAAUCCAACUCUUACCAUGGCUGUUAGAGCAAUCAGACAACUAUGGAUGAUAACAGAUAAGCGUGAUGAAAUGCUCAGCUUAAAUGUGGCUAGAUGUGUUGCAAUUUUGUUGACAACUGAAUGUGAAUCUAUUGGUCUUAUUAAAUCCACAAAUUUAGAUAAUGUUAUUAUGGAGCCUGGGAGGAGCCAAGAAGAACUUAUAAUUGGUAUACUUAAAUGUCUAGGAUAUUUUACAACAUAUUCAAUUCCCCAAUGUGCUGAACAGUUACAAGGUGAUGGAAGAGGCUAUCAAUGUCUAGUUGCUUUGACAAAAACAAAUGAAUCAUUAGCUUUGAAAUGCCUCAUGAAUCUUUGUUACCUGUCUGUAUGCAGGCCACUGCUAGGGACUGCUGGACUUGUUGAAUGCCUUGUCAGUAUUUUACAAAGAAAUUCAGAUUUGUCACGUUGGCCAGAUGGUGCUGUUAAAACCUUAGCUCAGUUAAGUGGAGAAUCUGUUAAUAGAUCUCGUUUACGACAUUGUGGUGGCUUACCAUUACUUGUUGCAGCAGCCAGGGUAAACAAUCGGGCUUUACAUGCACUCCUUCAGUAUGUUUUUGAUGACACAGCAUUUCAAAUACUCAUUGGAGAAGGUUUAAUAACACUCUUAACUGAAAAACUGACAGCCUAUAUAAGUAGUAUGGAGUAUGAACAUAAUCACAUAACUAAAGAAAAAAGUAUUGAAAAGCAGAGAGAAGUGAAUCAGAAAUAUGCUGAUAAUAUAAAACUUAAUGAAUUAUGCAUGGAUUUGCAACAAAACCAACUGACAGAGACAGUAGAUGACCUUAAGGUUGUAAUAGAAAGAGAUAACAUGAUAGUUGGGUUUAUUGAUGCUAUAGGUAGUGAUAAAUCAGAUGACAGUGAUAAUGACAGUUCUGUGCCUGCAUCUACUUCGCCUUUACGGCGAAGAGGCCUUAAGCGUGGUAGGACAAGUCCAAAAAAUUUUAAAAAGAAGCCAAAAAUUAUUAAAAUGGCGAAAAAGGAUUGGUCUGCUGGUGUGUACUGGGAGCCAAAGAGUCCUGAACCUAUAUCACCCCAAUUUACCCGAAUGAAUUCUCCUGAUAGAUUAGACUUGAGUCCAUUGUCUCCAUACUCUGAUGGAAAUUGGUCAGGUUUGAGUCCAGAUCAGGCACAUGGUAAGAGGAGUGCCUGGGAUUGGAGUCCAGCAUCUAGUAGCACUGAUGCAUCUACUUCACCAAAUAGGGUGGAAUUUCCUUGGAGUCCAAGCAGUUCUGGUCCAGCUUCUCCUCUUAGUACUGAAGAUAAUAGUUCAGACUCUGAAGUGUCGGGCCGUUAUUCACCAGUAUGUAGCGAUAGUGAAGAUGAGAGGGAUGAUAGUAUUGUUAUUACACCUGGAUUAGAUCCCGAACAAGUAGCAUAUGAUUUAGAGGAACUUAUAAUGGAAGAUGAAGAAAGCAAUAAUGAGGCACCAAAUAAAGAAGAUGAUAAAAAAGUUACCAUAACCAAGACCUCUGGCAUAAUGUGUAUACUAGUUCUAAUGUUUCGUGUAUCCCAUGGUGCUGGUACAGGCAUUGAGAGUCAAGAUGACAUGUCACCUAGUUUAGACCUUUUAACUGGUCGAGAAUCUAUGAAUGCCCUACUUGAUUAUGUACAGAGAUGUAGGCGACCGACAGGCAGAGCUGCAAGAAUUAUAGCCAGGAUACUUAGCAAUUCUUUAUGUCUUAUAAGCAUACUUAAGCAUAGAUUCGUGAUUAGAUUACAUAAUAUGUCAGUUAAUUCAAAACACCCACCUACUGAAUGUCGUCAGUGUAAACAACUUUUGAAACUAGGUUCAAAACUACUGGAGCAAGUAACAAUUGUGGCAGAAUCAAGUCAUGGUAUUGGUGAAAUUAGUUAUCAUUUACUAAAGGGUACUUCAGAUAUGAAACAGACAUUAUCUCUUACUUUACCAUACAUAAUAAGGUCAGAAAAAAUCUUAAAGAAGUACUUUUUGGAUUGUGAAGCAUUGGAUGUACUUUUUUCCAUGUUAUCCGAAACUUUAACAGAAGAUAUCCAACAUUGCAUUACAGCUUUAGCUAAGUUAGCCACAAAUCUUCAAAUACGAGAUCCUAAACUUUUAGAGAAUCGCUACAAGGAUAAUGUUCCAAUUAGUUAUGAUCCAAUAUUAGACAACCUUUCUCAAGAAGAUAUUGUGGUAUUUGUUUUAGAUGAUCAGUCAACAGUUAAAGCAAAUAAAAACUUUUUGUGUCAACAUUCUGAAGUAUUCAAAGUAAUGCUUACGGGAUCUUUCAAAGAAUCUUCAGAAAAAUGUGUUACCCUCAAAAAAGUAUCUAAACAAGCACUUGAAUAUCUUUUAACACUUUUACAUUGUGGAUUAAAUAAAAUUAAAUGUGAUAUUAAAGUAUUCCCUCUCUGUGAGAAUUUAGAAACAAAUUUGGAGGUGCUUCUGUUGGCUGAUAGAUUUUUGUUUGAGAGAAUAAAGACCCUAUUAUGUAGUGCUAUUAUACAGUUCCAAUUGACAUCUGAUACUGCAGAUAAAAUUUAUAUUUGGUCCUUACAAGAUGGGGUUGGUUUUCUCUGUGUAGAGGCAUUAGCAUACUUGUUAACAGGAACUAUGAAUGAACAAAACAGACAUAAAUGUAUUAAAAAUAUUCUUGAUUUAGAUUACAAGGACCAGUGGUUGGAAGAUGUUAAGGCCAUGAUUAUAAGACAAUUAUUAAUUAAAUGA
Molecule: messenger RNA, 3162 nt
Organism: Pieris macdunnoughi
Lineage: Eukaryota; Metazoa; Arthropoda; Insecta; Lepidoptera; Pieridae
Source: the annotation of a GenBank genome assembly